This is a messenger RNA of Daphnia pulex (common water flea), 1053 nucleotides long. Its product is annotated as platelet-activating factor acetylhydrolase-like. The record is from RefSeq and is a predicted model, not a curated record. Gene Ontology annotation, molecular function: 1-alkyl-2-acetylglycerophosphocholine esterase activity. NCBI's taxonomy places the organism in Eukaryota, Metazoa, Arthropoda, Branchiopoda, Diplostraca, Daphniidae. The transcript has 5 exons. The coding region runs from base 252 to 875 and encodes 207 amino acids.
UUCUGUCAGCUAAGUAAUUAUGGUAGUAAGUAAUACUGGCAACAAGUAAUUUAGCUAACCAACACAAGUAAUUCCCUUUUGCAAGUAAAUAAAUUCACAAGUAAUUAAAGCCAUAAGUAAUUCAAGUCCCAAGUAAUUAUGUUCUUAAGCAUUUUAAUUAAAAAGUUAGUCAUAUUUAAUUGUUUAUAUUCCGUACUAGAAUGAAUAAUUAAUUAUGAUAUUUAUUAUUUUGUAUUUAGAGAAUUAUAGUGAUGCUGCACAAAAAGGAAAAACCACAUUUAUUAAUUGCGUACAAACUUUGUUGCAUUUGCAGGUUUAAGAACGCACCUGGAAAUUUCAUCAACAGUUUCGCGUUGUCUGCUUGUCUGUUGUCUGCUUGUCAGUUUGUUUUUUCCAAAAGGAAGUAUGUUGUUGGCUGCACCAACUUAAUGACUGGUGGACCCAGCAAGGAAGAUGGUUGCUUUCUUCGAGUAUACUAUCCUAGUCAAAUAAAAGAUGUAUAUGAACAUUCUUCCCGUUGGGCAAGCUGGCUCCUCCACCCAAAAUACGUAGAAGAUUACACCAUAGUACUAGGAAUGAUUCCUUUCUUUGGCAAGAAGCUGAUAUCCUGGGCCUUUGGAAAUUCAUACAUUCCUAUAGCGUUAGAUGCUGAGCUAUGCAAUGAACAAAGAUUUCCUGUAAUUGUAUUUUCUCAUGGUCUUACUGCGUGCCGUACUGCCUACUCAACUUUCUGCUCAGACAUAUCAUCCCAUGGGUUUAUAGUGGCAGCUAUUGAACACAGGGAUGGCUCCGCUUGCAUGACUUAUAGUCUCGAAACGGAACCAAAUAGUAAAGGAGGUUUAGUCGAAAGCUGGAUCCCUGGAAAUGACUUGUGAAUGCAAUGACUUUUUACCGCUUUUUACUUCUAAUUCCCCUACAACUUUUAUUUACUUGCUUGUAACACUCUUUCUCGACACCUCUCUUAAUUAUACCCCCUUCUCCCAAAAAAACGAACAUUUGAAUAAUGGAAAUAUUGAUUGCGGAUCGGAUUAAUAAAAUCAUUGGUGAUUCAUA